This is a messenger RNA of Chlamydomonas reinhardtii, 5625 nucleotides long. RefSeq lists its product as uncharacterized. The transcript is spliced from 8 exons. Gene Ontology annotation, biological process: DNA replication initiation; mitotic DNA replication checkpoint signaling; mitotic G2 DNA damage checkpoint signaling. Lineage: Eukaryota; Viridiplantae; Chlorophyta; Chlorophyceae; Chlamydomonadales; Chlamydomonadaceae. The record is from RefSeq and is a predicted model, not a curated record. Bases 380 to 5035 code for a protein of 1551 amino acids.
CAUCACAUCAGCACCUUGCCAUUGGCCCAAGUCCACACGCAACGUGCCUGCAACGUGCACGCAAACAUGCACGCGGGGCUCAGGAUCACCCGACCGCUGUUGUCGGCACUUCUUCAUCAGGCCGUGCUGCGCUUGGUGCUGCGGCGCUGCGCUGUGCCGCUGACGGUGAGCUUCGCCCAAGCGGCGCUCAAUCUAGUAUUCUACCUCUAUUACGAUGCUUACAAUAUGUAGAGACGCCUCCUACUGCAAUUCUCAUUUAAGCUGCCAGCGAGCUGUCUUUGCAAAAUUUACCUCAGUUGGGGUGAUACUGCUAAAAAUAUUUUAACAAAGCAUGAUGCAGCUUUAUAACAUCACGAAUCGAGGUUGAGAAGCAGAAGCGAUGACGUCGCUCACUGCCAGCGUUGCACCUGCGGAGCACUUGGCCCAGCCGGCUUCUAAAGUGGUGAUCACAGGCUCAGGCUUCAGUACCGAUGAGCGCGAAGUCAUACGCGCUUGGGCUCAGCGCCUGGGCGCGGGGUACAGUGGCGACCUGGUCUGCAGGAAGACCACACACUUGGUGUCUAAGGACCUCCUGAAGCAGUAUGCCUCGGCGAAGUACUACAAGGCGCUGGAGUGGGGCAUUGCCAUUGUGUCGUACCGCUGGCUGUGGGACUCGAUGAAUGCCGCUCGCGUGCUGCCGUUGGCGCCCUACAAGUCCGACCGGCCAGGGCUCGCAGACGCCGCACUGCGAGACGCCGUGGCCCUCAUCCGCAAACAGCAGCAGGUGCCGGCAGCUGCAGCUGCGGCUGCGCUGCCGCGCGGGGGCCGCCAGCCGCUGCAGCUGCUCUCUGCAAACCCAGCAGCCACGACCACGGAUACAGGCUGCGGCGAGGGUGCGCUGCUGGCUGGUUCUGGUCAACCCAAAUCGGAGAAGCGGCCCCGGGAGCUGCAGCAGCCUGCAGCACCCGGCUUCGGCCCGGAUGAGUUCACCUUUGACGUGCCGCUCGUGGCGGGCCGCGGCGCGCCGGCGCCCAGCCCCAAGCUGUACCCGGCCGCGCCGCCGCAGCUGCAGCUUUUUGGAAGCGCCGGUAAGGCUGCGGAGGAGCAGGGGCAGGAGUGCAAGCAGGAGGUCGGCGAUGCGGAUGCCGAAGGGAAAGAGGAUGCAGAUGAGGACAUCAUUGCGGAGACGCAAGCGCACCCGCACAGCCCCUCAGCCUCCUCCUGCAAAGGACCACCCGCGGUCGCUGCUGCUGCCACCGGCGUAGCAGCAGAAGCUAUCCACCCUGAGCCGCAGCCGGUCGCAGCUGCCAGCAGUAGCAGCCCUUCUCUGGAGGUGGGCCUGUCAGCUCUGGGCGGCACGGAGACCAUCUCCAUCGCCGGGGGUGCUGGCUGCGAUGCUGUUGACUGUGGCGACGGCGGCGGCGACAACCGCACACCCACAUCGGGCGUGAGUCUGGAUGAGCCGUACGUCACGCGUCGGGGUGGCGGCGGCGGUGGCGGCGCCAGCAGCCACGUGCCGCCGAUGCGCCCCAUGCGGCUGCAGCAACGCCUGGACGAUAUGUCGCCCUGCAGCAGCAGCUGCCGCGCCGGCAGCCUCGGUACGGCUUCCAUUUCUCCAGCGGCGGCGGCGGCGGGUUACGAGGCCUGUGAGGCAUGUGAUGAGGCCUCGGGCGAGGUGUGCACACCAGUGGGGCGACCGGGCGGGCGGGGCGGCGGCGGUGCGGCCCAGCACGGCGGCCAAGCUGGCGAUGCUGACGUGGUGGACCUGCUGACGCCCACGGGUGUGAUGCCGGGCGGGGCGCUGGGCCCCGCCGACGGCGGCGUCCUGCUGCCGCCUGGCAGGCCUCACGGCGCCGCCGCAGAGAAGGCGGCUGCCUCUUCUGCUGCUGUUUCUUCAGCGGCGUCGCAGGGCUCCGCCGGCGCGGCCGCGGUGCUGUACAGCGGCUUUGACCCGCCGCUGGCGGCGGUGGCCACGGUGCGCAAGCGGCUGGUGCGCAAUGACCAGCGCCAGGGCAGCCAGCAGCGGGAGCAGGUGCAGCAGGAGCAGGCGCAGCAGCCGCGGGGGCAUCACGUGCAGGCGCGCAGAAGGGGUCGGGAGGGCGCGGCUUGGGAAGAAGAGCUGGAGGACGAGCUGGAAGACAGCGACGUGGAGGCGCCGGUGCAGGAGCCAGUGCUGCAGCGGCCGGCGCAGGAGCAGCAGCUGGAGGAGGCCUUGGAGGAUCAGCUGGAAGACGAAGAGCUGCAGCAGCCAAAUCCGGAGCCCCUGCCGCCCGCGCCGCAGUCGCAGCGGCGGCGGCUGAGGCAAGGCCCUGGGGCGUCAGCAUUACGCGGCUCCGUCGAAGCGGGGCUGGGGUCAGGACCGGGCCGGGGGGCAGAGGAGGAUUUGGCAAUGGAGGCGGCGGUGCGGCGCGGGCCGGCUCUGCUGGCGGCCGCUGCCGCGCCGCCGCCCCGGCCCUCGCUGGCCAACAGCUCCGUGUCGGUUGGCAGCCUGCGGUCUUUGUGGCAGCAGCGGCAGGAGGAGUCCAGGGCCGCCGGUGCGGUGGCGCAGUCGCGCCGCCCGCAGCUCGCGGGCCACCGGCACCAACAGGGCCCGGCGCGGGAGCGGGGGGUUGAGGAGGAGGAGAAGGAGGAGGAAGAGGAGCAGGGGCGCCAGGAUGCGCAGCAGGCGUGCAGCAGUGCAACGAUGGCGCAGCCGCCUGCGCGACGGCCUGUCCAGCACAAGCCGCAACCCUCGGCCGCGACCCACAUGCCGAACCAGCAGCCGCACCAGCAGCCGCAGCGGCAGCAGCAGCAGCAGCCGCAGCAGCAGCCGCACCAGCACCAGCCGCAGGAGGCUACUGCCGCUACAGCCUGGCACGGCGUUCGGAUCAAGCCCGACCCAGGCGCCGCGGCUGAAGACGAGGCACUGCCGCUGGGGCCGCCGGCGGGCUUGACAGCCCGAGCCCCGCCGCUGCCGCCCGACGGCCUGCGGGUCCCCGCCAUCAAGCCAGAGCCGGAGGCGGGGGGGAAGAGACCAGGCGCAUCGGAGCGGCGGCGCGCGGCGGCGCUGGCGACGUCGUCAUUGGUGCUGGAGCCGGAGUCCCUGGCGGCGCGGCCCGGAGUGCAUGGCGGCGGCGCCGCCGAUGACGUGGCGGCAAAGGCCAGCCGCCGCCGCCACCGCCGGGCCGCCGUUGCGGCGGCGUUCCAGGCCACGCCGACCCCAGAGGACAUCGGGCUGGGGCCCGAUGACGUGGAGGGAGAUGUUAAUAAUGGUGGCGGUGGUGGCGCGGGGGACGGCGACGGCGACGGCGACGGCGAGUCUGGCUACGAGAGCGCGGCUGACCUGGACGCGGUCCUGGCCGAGUCGCAGUCAAACGCAGGCGAGCACACCGGCGGCGCGGCCAGCACUGCUGCUGCCGGCGGCCUGCGGGCGGGCGGCGGCGCGUUUGGCGGCGAGGUGUCGACGCCGCCGGGGUAUGGGGCAGGCGCUGGGAUGCUGGUUGGCGAGGUGGUGGUGGAGCCUGGGGCGGCGGCGGUGGCUGGGCCGGGGCGGCUGGGCCCGCAGGCGGGUCCCGCCACCAUCAAUCGGAUGCUCACGCUGCGCACGGGCGGCCUCACACCGCUGCCGGCGGCGCAGCGACGCCCGCUGAUGCCCAGGAUAGACUGGUCGGAGUCUGACUCGGAGGCGGGCCAGGAAGCAGACGGCGCGCGCGCACCUGCAACUGCCACAGCCGCACCUACAGCGCGGCGUAAGGCCGGUAAGGCGGCGGCGGCGGCGGCAGCUGCAGCAGCAGCCGCAGCGACAGUGCCACCGCCGACGGCACCGCGGGCGCGCAAAGGGGCCAAGGCGGCUGCUGCUGCGGCGGCGGCUGCUCGCGACUACGGCGACAGCGACGCCACCGUGACUGAGGAUGAGGCGGGCGGCAGCGAGGGCGGGAGCGCAGGGGCCCAGGCCGAUAGCAACGACGACGAUGCCCGGGAGCGGGAGUGCCGGCAUCCCGCUGGCGGUGGUGGCGGCGGCGGCAGCAAGCCUACCCGGGCAGUCGGUCGUGCCGGCGGCGCCGCGGCGCGCGCCAGCAUCGCCACCGCCUCUUCGUCCGCGGUGCUGCAGUCGCAGGCCAGCGGCAGUCUGAUGCUGUCGCUUGCUGCUACCGGGUACACUACCGACACAGCUGACGGCGGCGUGGACGGCGGCGGCGGCGACGCAGGCUGCUCCUUCGCGCCGCCGGCGCUUACUGAUGACCGCAGCAUCAGCCGCUACCUGCGCAAGGCCGCGCGCAUGGCUGAAGACUACCUGCGGAGCCUGCAGGAGAGCGCGGCGCUGGCAGCAGCAGGCGGUGGUGGCGGUGGUGGUGGUGGUGGUGGUGGUGGUGGCGGGGCCAGUGGGGGUGCGAGUGGGGGAGCGGAGGGGGCUGUCUUGUUGCGGGACGGCGACGUGCGUGUGGUGAAGGCGCUGAGCCGGCCGCCGCGCAGCCACACGGUGCGGGAGCGGCACCCGGGCGUGGCGCUCAAGGGCGUGGAGUUCGCGGAGCAGGUCAUGCUGGAGCCGCUCAGGCUGCUGCUCAACUGCCGCGACCGCUCGCGCAGAGCGCGCUGCCCCAUCAUCGCGCUGGACGCAGACGCUGAGGCGGCGGCGCCUGGGGGCAGCAAUGCAGCUGCCUCGCAGCCGACAACUCAACAACAGCAGCACCAGCAGCAGCCGCAGCAGCCGGAGGUAUUCCUGGCGGAGCCGUGCGUCAUGUACCGCCUGCCCUCGGGCGAGUGGUGGCUGGAGUACUACCGCUACUGGAGCGAGGCCGACCUGGCCGCGCUGGCCGGCAGCCGCGGCCGGCCGCUCCACGUGCCGCUGGACUUCGUGGGGCGGCGCGAGCUCAUGCGCGACACCGACCGGGCACACUGCAGGCUGACGGCGGUGCGCGGUGACCUGGGCGUCAUGCGCACCAAGAAGCCGCCGCCCGCGCCCGCCGCCGGCCGCCCCGGCAGCAGCAGCCGGCCCGCCUUCUGCCGCUUCAUCUUUGACAGCCACACGGGGGAGGCGCUGACCAACCAGCCCGUGUCAGACUUUGUGAGCGGAUGAGGAGCUAGGAGGCGACCGACUGGUGACAGAAGCCGGGGCUUGUGGCCUUGCAGGGGGUGAGCACUUGCCACGACAGCAGCAGGAGGCGACAGGCGUGCGGCGAGAAGGCGACCGUGAAGGCGUGGGGGCUGGGAGGGCGCGACAGAGCGCUGUGUGAGAUGCUGAGGCAGUGAGAUGCCAGCGGUGGACGUGUGAUACCGUAUGGAGGGCAGGGGGGCUGUGUGGAGGCGCGGUGGGACUGGUGCGUGGGUGUUGCGCUAGCCCGAGUGUACACUAGUGCUGAUGAUGUGUGUAGAGAGGCCCACUGGGGAGCCUGGGGAGUGGGGCUACAAGUACGAUGAGCUAUCCCCUGCUGGAACUGGAAACUAGGCAAAGCACCACGGGUACCGUAUCACGUGCUGGCGAUUGCUAGCAGGUUCCGUACUCGCCACAGGCGAUGGAAAGGUUUGCGGCACAUCCUUGCCGCUUGCGUGUGCGCAUGCUCGCGGCUUUGCACAUACGCCAUCGUGAUUCGUGCGAGGACGGUGCGGGGCUUAUCUCAUCCGACAACUGCAGAAACUUGGUGCGCACUGUCAACUGUUACAGGAUCA